Messenger RNA from Racocetra persica, 473 nucleotides. NCBI's taxonomy places the organism in Eukaryota, Fungi, Glomeromycota, Glomeromycetes, Diversisporales, Gigasporaceae. The record is from the annotation of a GenBank genome assembly.
GUGCAAUGACCCAAUACAUGCCUACAGAAAUCCUAGAUAAGGUAAGUCCAGAGGAAGUACCCAACAUCCAAAGUAUUGCACCAGAUACAGAAAUAGGCUAUUUACUUGAAGUUGAUUUAGAAGCCCCAGUGCACUUGUAUGAUUACUUUGCAAAUUAUCUUUUAGCGCCAGAAAAGCAGAUAAUACCAGAAAACUGGCUUAGUCUAUACAAUGAAAUAUUUGUGCAUGAUAAAAAUGUUGGAGAAGGGAAAUAUGUAUCUGGAGAAAAACUAGUUAUAAAGAUUCAUAGCGCUCUCAAGUUUAGGCAGUCUCUGUGGAUGAAGAAAUAUAUUGAAGAAAAUAUUCGUAAACGCAAAAUAGCCAAGGCAAAUGGGGAUGAGUUUGGGGUCAUGUAUUAUAAGCUAAAAAAUAAUGCAGUCUUCGGCAAGCAGAUGGAGAAUGUCCGUAAACAUAUGAGAGUAGAAUUACUCUGA